AUGUACUCUAAUGCUGAUAAUGUCACUGGAAAACCUAAAAAUAGAAAAAUGCCAGAAGCAACUUCUGCAAAUAACCAUAAACCAUCAAAUAAUAAAAUUGCUCUUGAAGACAAUGAAGUUGUUAUUGAAGACGAAAUAAUAGUAGAGUCUGAAGAUGAACAACAAGAUAGUAUUAAUUCUAUUUCAAUAACUAAAACUACUCCACAAGAAACGCGUUUAUUCAAAGCUGAGUGUUCAAUUCACAUAGUUAAGAGAAAAAUACCAGCUUUAUUAAAUACUGGUGCACAGAGAAGUUUCAUGAGAUUAGAAUUGUUUAAACAAAUCGUUCAAUAUUCUAAACUUUGGGCGGAUAUGAAUGGUAGCAUAGUAACAGCAAGUAGUGAGUCUUUUCCAUUUCAGUUUGGUGCAAUUCUUAAAUUGCAAAUUGGUGAAAAUUUGGUUCCAAUAUGGUUAUACGCUGUCAAACAUUUACGUGAUGACGUUGUCCUUGGAAUGGAUUUCUGUCGUAACCAUAUGGUAGCUCUAUUUGUUGAAAAAUAUUGUCAUCCUAGUGAAAUAAUACAAACAUAUUUACCUCGUGAUAAAGAAGCUAUCUCCCAAUUAAGGAUUCUAUUAAUGCAAUCUAAUAAUCCUCCUCCUGAACCAAUAUCCCUAAAUUAUACUGCUCAAAUCAAAUCUGAUAAAGUAAAGAUUGUUAAACUUGAAGUCAGUGGAAAUAAUACGAGUCUUGCUAAACUUGAUCCUCACCAAGUAGCAACUAAAAUUUAUAAACAAAUUGAAGAUACUGAAACUGGUGCAGUUGAAGGAUGUGAUAGUACAUCGAGCAGUGAACCACUGUUAGUCCAAAAGAAAGAUGGUCGUUGGAGAUUAUGUGUAAAUUAUAGAGGUCUUAAUGCUAGAACCUAUAAGUUUCGUUAUCCAUUGUCCAAGACUACACAGCUUUCCAUGUGGAAGGUCGUAGUCAGUAUAAAUGACUGGGUCGUAGUGAGUCAAACAUUGGAAGAUCAUGCUAUUUUACUUAAGACAUUAAUAUCAGUUCUCAAAGAGCAAGGUUUUGAAUUGAAUGUUGAUAAGCGUAAACUAUGUAAGAAUCCAAUUGAAUAUCUAGGUUUCAUAACUGAUAAAGAUGGAGUUCACAUAAACAGUAAAGUGAUUCAACCUAUUUUUGAUUCUCCUGUACCAACUAACACCAAACUACUUCGUCGAUUUCUUGGUAUGGUAAAUCGGUAUCAUAGACAUCUAAAAAUGGUCGCGGACAUUCAAGGUUCUUUGAAUAAAUUGUGUAGUCCAAAGAGUUCAUGGAAAUGGUCAAAUGAAGCUCAAAAGUCAUUCGAAACGUCGAAACAAGCAUUAAUAGAUGCUCCCACACUGUUUCCAGCAGAUCCUAAGUUGUCAUUUAGAUUGUAUACUGAUGCCAGCGAUACUGGGAUUGGUGCUGUACUGGUCCAGUAUGAUAAAGAGAAAGAUACUAAGUAUUUAAUUACUUGUAUUUCUAGACCUUUCCUACCAGCUGAAAGAAAUUACCAUACAUCAGAAAAAGAGUGUUUAGGAGUCAUUUGGUCAGUUAGCAAACUUAGACAUUUCCUAGAAGGAGUUCUAUUCUCCGUAUUUACUGAUCAUUCAGCCUUAACAUCAUUGAUGACAGCUACUAGUUUAAAAGAUAAAUUAGCUCGAUAG
Chelonus insularis is the source of this 1677-nucleotide messenger RNA. RefSeq lists its product as uncharacterized. Lineage: Eukaryota; Metazoa; Arthropoda; Insecta; Hymenoptera; Braconidae. The record is from RefSeq and is a predicted model, not a curated record. Bases 1 to 1677 code for a protein of 558 amino acids. The transcript has 6 exons.